This is a messenger RNA of Chelonus insularis, 2440 nucleotides long. It is a transcript of the gene Ttc26, whose product is annotated as tetratricopeptide repeat domain 26. NCBI's taxonomy places the organism in Eukaryota, Metazoa, Arthropoda, Insecta, Hymenoptera, Braconidae. Bases 306 to 1955 code for a protein of 549 amino acids. The record is from RefSeq and is a predicted model, not a curated record. The transcript is spliced from 6 exons. Gene Ontology annotation, molecular function: intraciliary transport particle B binding; protein binding. Gene Ontology annotation, biological process: intraciliary anterograde transport; intraciliary transport involved in cilium assembly. Gene Ontology annotation, cellular component: ciliary basal body; ciliary base; intraciliary transport particle B.
GAUGGAGCUGCUAUUGUUUUUGAAUGUUUACAUUUUUGAAAAAAAAUGCCCUUUAAAUGUGUAAAAAAUUCAUUAUUAUUAUUUGUAAUCGAUUUUUAUCAUAAGAAAAAAUAAUUCAAUAGUAUACUAAAUGUAUUAAAUGUAUUAACUUUAUAAUAAUGACAAGUUUUAUGAAGUAAAUAGACGUUAACAAUUUUCACUUUUGUUGUCGAUACGGAAGUGGUUGUUGACAGGUGACGAUGCUUCAUAUAGAGUUGUGAAAUAAGCAUUGUAUUGUUUUCUUUGCAUGAAUUUUCCAAUAAAAAAUGAUACUUUCUCGAGCAAAACCGGCUCUAUCAGAUGCCAGUCGAAAGUUACAGACACGAAAAUCCGUCCCACAGCUUCAAGAAUUUCUUGAAAGACGUGACUACUCUGGUGCGUUAACUCUUGUAGAGUUCAAUGCAACUAAUAAUAAUGCUACGGAUACGGAUAUGUGGAUUGCUUAUUGUUCAUUUCAUCUUGGAGACUAUAAAAAAGCAGCUUCAGUUUAUGAAAAUCUUAAAAAGAAAGAUCAAAAACCGCCAGAAGUUCAUACUAAUUUAGCUUGUUGUUAUUUUUUUCUUGGAAUGUAUCCUGAAGCUAAAGAUGCACUUAUUGAUGCUCCAGAAAGUGGUUUAAAGACUAGACUUUUAUUUCAUUUAUCUCAUAAAAUGGGAGAUGAAGCAAAAUUAACAGAAUAUCAUGGAAAGCUCAAAGAUGUUAUUGAAGAUCAAUUGUGUUUAGCUUCUAUCCAUUAUUUACGAGCUCAUUACCAAGAAGCAAUUGAUAUUUACAAAAAAAUUCUUCUUGAUAAUAGGGACUAUUUGGCAUUGAAUGUGUAUGUGGCAUUAUGCUACUAUAAAUUAGACUAUUAUGAUGUAGCUCAAGAAGUCUUGCAAGUUUAUCUUCAAAAAUAUCCAGAUAGUGCAAUUGCAAUUAAUUUAAAAGCUUGUAAUCAUUUUCGAUUAUAUGAUGGAAGUACGGCUCAAUCAGAAAUGAAGCAACUGGUGGAAAAAACCUCAUCUUCUUAUAGUUUUGGUCAUGAUUUAAUUCGUCAUAAUACAGUCGUUUUUAAAGAUGGUGAAGGAGCAUUACAAGUUCUUCCUGGCUUAGUGGAUGUCAUUCCAGAGGCCAGAUUAAAUCUAGUUAUUUAUUAUUUGAAAAAAAAUGAGAUUCAACAAGCCUUCGAUUUAAUUAAAGAUCUAGAACCAGCUGUACCCCAAGAAUUUAUUCUUAAAGGGACUGUUAAUGCUUUAAUUGGUCAAGAGACUCGGUCACGUGAAAGUAUAAAAAUUGCUCAGCAAUAUUUUCAUUUAGUUGGCUCAUCUGCUUCUGAAUGUGACACAAUUCCAGGCAGGCAUUGCAUGGCUGCAUGUUUUUUCCUUUUACGACAAUUUGAAGAAGUUUUAGUCUAUUUAAAUUCGAUAAAAACAUAUUUUUCUAAUGAAGACAGCUUUAAUUUUAAUUAUGCUCAAGCUCAAUCUGCUGCUGGAUACUUUAAAGAGGCGGAAGAAGCUUUUCUUCUUAUUCGAAGCGAGCGAUUGAAAAGUGAUUAUGUGUAUAUAAGCCUUUUAGCUUAUUGUUAUAUAAUGAAUAAAAAAGCGCAGCAGGCUUGGGAUCUUUAUUUAAAAAUGGGAACCACAUCACAGACUUUUAAUCUUUUGCAAUUGAUUGCCAAUACAUGUUAUAAAAUUGGAGAAUUCUGGUAUGCUGCAAAAGCCUUCGAUAUGUUGGAGAGAAUGGAUCCAUCUCCAGAACAUUGGGAAGGUAAACGAGGAGCUUGUUGUGGAACUUUUCAGUAUAUCGUUGCGGAAAAAUUACCAAAAGAGUUACUGACAGAAGUUAUUCAAUUACUCAGAAAUACUUCAAACUCCCAAGUAGAUCAAAUUAUUCGUGUAAUGAGAAAAUGGGGUAAAGACAACAGGAUUCCGUGUUGAUAGUAAAAAAAAUAUCAAUAGGAUAAUCUUAUUGAUCAUUCCGUCCAUUCGUGCCUCAACUUAGUAAAUUUUAAUAAUUGUAACAUAUCAUUUAAUUUCUGAAACAAAAAUUUUUAUUUAAUUAUUUUAAAAUUAAAUUAAAUACAUUUUAAAAAGAGUUUAUGUAUCAUUGUCUGUUAUACUGUCUACGAAUUAUUUACAUGUCUUUUUUAUUCAUUUUAAUUUAAAUGGCCUUUCCUCUGUGCGAUUGUAGGUGUCACGACCAUCACUAACAAAAAGUUUUAGUAAAUUAAAUUUUUGUUGUUAUUUUUCAAUUUAAUGUGAUACAAAAAUAAUAUUACUUCUAUAAAAACUUCAAAUUUGUUCAGAAUUUAGUUCUGAAUUAAUAAAAACUGACUGUAUGUAAAACAUACAGAAUAAACAUCGAUCCAUCCAGUUUAUCUACUAACCUUUUAGAGGUUAAUUCCAAUAAUCUUAAGUUGUAU